This is a messenger RNA of Pseudocercospora fijiensis CIRAD86, 2393 nucleotides long. RefSeq lists its product as uncharacterized. Gene Ontology annotation, cellular component: cytoplasm; nucleoplasm; nucleus. Gene Ontology annotation, molecular function: nuclear import signal receptor activity; protein binding. The transcript has 4 exons. Bases 137 to 1648 code for a protein of 503 amino acids. Gene Ontology annotation, biological process: NLS-bearing protein import into nucleus. The record is from RefSeq and is a predicted model, not a curated record. NCBI's taxonomy places the organism in Eukaryota, Fungi, Ascomycota, Dothideomycetes, Mycosphaerellales, Mycosphaerellaceae.
CUGACUCCAAGGCCUGCCGAAAAGAGCUCGCAUACGACUCUCGCACCUGCACCUGGCCAAGUCGAGUCGGCAUACAACACAUUUCCAGCAGACAUCUCCUUCAGCAUCCGCAAAGCCACCACGCACAGCCGUAACCAUGGCGGAACGCUACAUCCCCGAACAUCGCCGUAACAACUUCAAGGCCAAGAGCACAUUCAAGCCUGAUGAGCUUCGGCGUCGACGCGAAGAGCAGCAGGUUGAGAUUCGAAAGCAGAAGCGCGAGGAGAAUCUCGCAAAGCGUCGAGGCAUCGGCGCUCGUGGUGAUGGAGCACCUGGAGCUUCCCUGGGCGCAGCGCCAGAUAGCGACGACGAGGGGGCGAAUACUGAGAGCCAGCUCAACGAGGAGCUGCCAGCAAUGGUUCAGGGCGUCUUCUCAGACAAGAUCGAAGACCAAAUCGCAGCCACGACCAAGUCCGAAACUCAGCAAACACAGGUGGUCAUUGAGGCGGGAGCAGUACCAAUAUUUGUGGAACUCCUCAGCAGCCCUGAACCUGAUGUCCGUGAACAGGCUGUUUGGGCACUCGGAAACAUUGCUGGAGACAGCCCAGCAUGCAGAGACUUUGUCCUCGCACAAGGCGCUUUGCAACCGCUUGUCCGCUUGUUAGGCGACAGCCGCAAGCUCAGCAUGCUUAGGAAUGCGACUUGGACACUCAGCAACUUCUGUCGUGGCAAGACACCGCAGCCAGACUGGAACACAAUCGCACCCGCCUUGCCGGUCCUUGCGAAGCUGGUCUACUCCCUCGACGACGAGGUCUUGAUUGAUGCCUGCUGGGCUAUUUCAUACCUCUCCGAUGGCUCCAACGACAAGAUUCAGGCGGUGAUCGAGGCUAAUAUUCCACGCCGCUUGGUGGAGCUCCUCAUGCAUGCCUCUACGUCUGUCCAGACUCCCGCUCUUCGCUCAGUUGGCAAUAUUGUCACUGGCGAUGACGUCCAGACUCAACUCAUCAUCAACUGCGGCGCUCUUCCUGCUCUCCUGUCCUUGCUCAGCUCAACCAAGGACGGCAUUCGAAAGGAGGCCUGUUGGACGAUUUCCAACAUCACGGCUGGUAACAGCACCCAGAUUCAGGCAGUCAUCGACGCGAACAUCAUCCCACCACUCAUUCACCUCCUAAGCCACGGCGACUUCAAGACCCGAAAGGAGGCAUGCUGGGCGAUUAGCAAUGCCACGAGCGGUGGACUUCAGAAGCCAGACCAGAUUCGCCUGCUUGUGCAGCACGGAGCCAUCCGCCCUCUCUGCGAUCUCCUUGCCUGCCCAGACAAUAAGAUCAUUCAAGUUGCACUCGAUGGUCUCGAGAACAUUCUCAAGGUUGGCGAUAUGGACAAGGAGGCACAAGAUGGCAGCUCUGAGCCACCAGUCAACAGAUUCGCCCUCUUCAUCGAAGACUGCGGUGGUAUGGAGAAGAUCCACGAUUGCCAGAACAACAGCAACGAAGAGAUCUACAUGAAGGCAUACAACAUCAUCGAGAAGUACUUCUCUGACGAGGAUGGUGAUGCUGAUGUCAACGACUUGGCACCCCCUCAAGGUCAAGAUGGCCAGUUCGGCUUUGGUGCUCAGCAGCAACAGCAGAACUUCAACUUCGCCAACGGCGGAGACAGCAUGGAUAUGUAAGGAGUUCCACGAUGUCAGGCUAAGGCCAGCUCCACUUCACGACACGCGUGCGAUAUGCAGAAGAGUAGGACGGUCCCGUUGCCAUGAGCUCGCUUCGAGGACCAGGUAAGUAAGCAUCACAUCAUCAUCAUCAUGAGGAGUUGGACAUGCAGACGCCGGAGACGACGCCAUGAACACUCAUGUAUGCGGCAUCCCCAUACGAGCACGAGCUCAGCAUCGAUCCAAAGCACAUCAGCAGCUUUCAAGCGAUCCAUUGCACCACUCGUCCCGUUCUCACCAGUUUCGACCGACCCCACCACCCUCCAUCUUUCCCGCAAUCAAUAACAUGGCGAUACCCCCUUUGGACCCCUUCGGCAACCACGACGCAUGGACUUCAACAACAACAACAACAACAACAUUCUCAUCGAUUGGCACGUUGCUUGCCACGCACAUCCGCUUGGACUGGCGUUACUGGUACUCUUUGAAGUUCGGUGAUGAUGAGUCUGGGAGAUUGACAGAUGGUACAGUAUGAGGCAGCGCAGCGUUGGGCCUACAACCGGCUGUUUAAACGCGAGUUGCGCAGCGUGUUGAUAGAUUCAAAAAGAUCAAUGUACUUUGGCAACGCCGUCUCUUCUCUCUUCAUUAUCAACUAGUGUUUAUGUGGCUCGAAGAGCCACAAGUAAAGGCCGAAGAGCUAUAAGUAAAGGCUAAGGCGACGAGCGGGGUAGGGUGAGCUAGAUUACUAUAGUAGAAACGCUUAUAGUAA